Messenger RNA from Hemisphaericaspora subhashii, 1353 nucleotides. RefSeq lists its product as uncharacterized. The coding region runs from base 1 to 1353 and encodes 450 amino acids. The record is from RefSeq and is a predicted model, not a curated record. NCBI's taxonomy places the organism in Eukaryota, Fungi, Ascomycota, Pichiomycetes, Serinales, Debaryomycetaceae. The transcript has a single exon.
AUGUCUUUCCAAACUACUUCAAACACCUCCCAACAAACUUCCAAGUCAAAAAUAUCACUUUUAUCUGUGACAGAGUUCUACAAACUCGAUAAAAAAUUGAAAACACCUUACUUAGUUGGUUUAUUCCAGAAAAAUCAGGCAACCGCCAGAUUCAUUUCUAAAUACCAAAAGGCCAAAACCACAAAACCCAAAACAACAAGAAUGAUCAAUUUAUUAAAACAAAGUUACCAAGAAGAUGAGAAAUUAUCAAACAGAGCUCACAAAUUAUUUGUGUCCAUUGCUAUGGACGAAGAUUUGGAAAGCGGAAAUUCAGAAACCGCCGACACAAACACAAAUCAAUCAUCAAUUGAAGUCCAAGAGACUGUUUCCACUGCUAUUCCUGAUCUUACAACUACAAAUCCUGCUGCCUAUACUACAACUACCGCCGCUACUUCCCCUGUUACUUCCCCUGCAGCUUCUGCUACAACUGUUACAAUUACUAAUAUUCAUCAUGCUGCUGUUGCUGGUACAACCAAUAGACAUAGAAUUUUAUUUACCAUUAUUGAGGAAGAUGAGGAAGAUGAUGAUGAAGAUGAAGAAGAAGAAGAAGGAGGAGGAGGAGGAGGAGGAGGAGGAGAAGAUGAAGUAGGAGGAGAAGAUGAUGAUGAAGAUGAAGAGAAAAAUGAAAUUCAUGCUACACAAGGUAUCCCAAAAUCCUUUGGAUCUAAAAUUCUUAUAAGCUGGUACAAGACCAAGACAAAUUGUAAAUGGUUUGCAACGAAUUAUUGCCAAAAAAUCAAGGAAAUAUGGCGGUCUAUUUCAAAAAAGAAUGUGCUAGUUCAAGAGCUUUGUGACCCAUUGGCAGUUGAUGAUACCGCUAACACACAGAUUGCAAAGACUAAGUUUAGUGAAUUGGGUCUCCCUUCAGAUUCUUAUUCCAUUUCUAUAUUAAGGUCUAUCAAAAUGGAGCAAAAACGCUAUGGUUGGGAGUAUCCCGUUGAUUCCUAUACUCAUUAUUUACUUGCUAACCAUCCUAGUGUAUCAUCUAAUAAUUUCGAAGAUUCACCCAAACCUACCAGAAAUCCCAUUUCAUUUACUUCCCGUCACUCCAAAACUACCAACACUUUCAAACAAGAUGAAGAAUGCGAAGACAUAGAAUCCUGCAAAGAGAACUAUUUGCAUCAUGCUGAUUUUGACGAUAUAGAAGUCGGUUAUCGAACUUCAUCUUCGUGCUAUCCAAGCAGUGACUCUAUCCAAAGUUCAUAUUCUUGCUAUCCAAGCAUUGAAUGUAUCCGAAGUUCAUCUUCUUGCUUUCAGCGUAUCCGAAGUUCAUCUUCGGUCUAUCCAAGCAUUGAUUCCUUAAAUUCAUCAUAG